This is a messenger RNA of Topomyia yanbarensis, 6206 nucleotides long. RefSeq lists its product as uncharacterized. The record is from RefSeq and is a predicted model, not a curated record. NCBI's taxonomy places the organism in Eukaryota, Metazoa, Arthropoda, Insecta, Diptera, Culicidae. The transcript has 5 exons. Bases 1378 to 2892 code for a protein of 504 amino acids.
ACAGUAACCAACCAACGGCAGUAGCUCAGUUCUCGUUAGUCAUUCGUCCUGUCCGGGUCGGCCCGGAAAAAUAUCCGCAAGUUGGAUCGCGCGUUAAAAUUAGUUACCCACCAACCGGAGCAGCAUCCAUUAACUGUAUCGCCACCACCAUCACCACUACCACCACUAAGUUAAGCGUCGUUAUCAGCGUUGUAGGUGGUGGAGUCUUUGAGGGUGAUCUCCGUGGACCACAUUUGGUAUGAUGAAGCUGCAGUGGGUGGUGUUCGGGUGUAGCCUACAUGUGCUCCAGAGUAUGUAAUCCCAGCAGUAGCCGCCAGUGUCAGUCAGUGGUAUGUAGAUGAUGUACAUAGGCGACGCAGCAGCAGCAGCAGCGAGUGUACAAUGCCUGGAAAGGAAAAAAGAUGCGAACUGUGGUUGCUUUCGUAGAGGAUAUUCUGGUGGAAAUUGUGGCAGGCUGCAGCAGCUGGCGAGACGAAAAGGGAAAAUUGAUUUUCUUAUCAGUAGUGUGAAGGCGUCCAGAGCAGAAAGUAACCCAAAUCGAUCGAAUCGUGCGCGAAUGUUGGAAAAGUGAAUCCGUUCAAGAGAAGGGGCAACUCCCAACUGUGGAGAAGUGAUCGUGCAAAAUUCGCAACAAGUACAUUUCGGUCGGUAUAGGUUGGAGCGGAAAAUCGAUUCCGAUUAGUGAAGUUUGUUUCCCUUCGGGUGAGCCUUCGGGCUGUUUGCAGAUCAAACAAACGAGCCAAUUUCCGGCUGGGAGCAGUGAAAAUUGCCCACGGUUGACGUCAGCAGCCAUUUAAGGCCGAAAUAUGUGAAAAUAAUAUAAGAAGGUUGAUAGCAAUCAAUACAACAAUAGUUAAAAAUAAACAAAAUAGGUAUUUUACAUCAACUACUUGAGCGUUGAGCUGAGAGUUCGACACGCAGCUGGGUGCCACGGCAGGAAGAAAUCAAUGAAAUCCCGGCCAACAUACUGCUAAGAAUACCACCAUAUUACAGUGUUGUGACCAUUAAAGUAGCAUAGGUACAUAUACAAAAAAAAAUAAUAGAAAAAAAGAGCAGUGUCAAGUAGGCAGCGUUUUUUUCCUCGAUAUACUGAUCCACGAUAACAUAGUGGGGUGCAGCGAGGAAAUAACCCUAAAAUCGAUAGCGAAUACGUCAUGGUAUAUAACAAAAAGUUUACGGUAGUGGGCGGAAAUGGCGCUAACGUGUGAAGUGAAAGAGUGAAGCAGCCAGCGAAAUGAAUAUUUAUGAUCGUCAUAGUCGACGAAUUUUCCACCGUCGCGAUAAAAGCGCAAUGACGGCAUCAAGCGUAGAUGUUAAUAAAAACAGUUGGUGAAUUUGGUACGGUAGGCAAAAAUAAAACAGCACAGAUCUUUGGGUAUGGAUUGCUGCAGUAGCAAUUACAUGGAGUACAGGCAUUCCAUAAACAAUAAUUUCUGUUAUCCAUACUCGCCCGGUAUGAUUCGUGGUGCAUCGCCAUACUCGGUGGCUGUGGGAGGUUCAGCCGGCAGCAGUCGAUACGGAGGCGACUUUCGAGGGGGGUACUACGACAAUUUCGAGAAGUACUAUGGCUACCACAGUGGUCCAAAUCACGGCUACGGAAGCCACUAUUACGGCAACUACCCAUCCUUUCGAGAUUUUAGCUACAACGAUUACUACCACGGGGCUCCGUCGGUGUCUUCGCCAUCGCAUCAUCUAGCUGGACUAGGAGCCUAUCACGGGGCACAUAUUUACAAUCGUCAAUCGCUUCCUUUUCCCUUCCAUAGAGAUUCCCCAUACCAACAGCGGGAUCAUCAUCAGUAUGCGAAUUUUAGCAAUUACUCCGGUAACCCGUACAAAGGAGAUUCCGGCGGCAGCACAACUAGUCCACUGGCCAACAGCAACAACAAUUCCAACAGCACCAGCAACAAUGGUGAUAGCUCACUAUUUAGCGUACAGAACGGAUAUACGCAUAGUCCGGAUUAUUCCUACGGCUCCGGCAGUCCAAAUCAUCCUCAGCACCAUCCGCACCCACACCACAGCCCAGAAGAGGGUGGUGGUAUGGGGAGAGGCUACCCAUCAUCCGCUAUGCCGAAUGCAACAGCAGGGUUUCCCCAUAGCAUAAAAGAUGCAAGAAUGCGAAAGUUAAAAGAGCGCAAACUGGCAAACAAAUCUCCCUACUGCAACAGUCCCAACGGUGGCCAAAAUAGUAUCUGCAGCAGCCCGAUCCCCGGCAGUAGUGGGAGCACUGGUAGCAACAGUAACGGCAAUGUACGAUUAAAAUCGCUGGAUGCACUCCCGAAUGACAAAUACGAUCAGGAACGUAUUAUCAAUUCACCCUCCAUCAGUCGUCAUCCUUCACCCGGUCAAGGGGGCCGAAAUAGCUCCGGUGGUAGUCCACCGAAACGAUCGAAAAAACAAAGCGUACGACGAGUAGCGGACUACGAAAGAGAGGGGAAAACCGGCGACACCGGCAGUUCAUCUAACUGCAAUUCACUGAUAUCUCCACCUGUUGCAGAUAAGAACGUAACACCGCUGCCCGGCUUCCAGCAGGCCUUCGGUUCGACGGAAAUCGGCAAGUUCUCCGAAGCCUUCUUCAACAGCAGUCCGGGUCCGAAUGAUCUCCACCCGGACAGUCAGCAGCACCAGCAUCAGCACCACCAUCACCACCAGCAGCUGAUGAUGGACUCGCUGGCAGCUUGCGAAUCUGACGUCGAUACUCUCAGUCCGCAACCGUGGGAACAACCGACCGGCCCCGGUGAUCCGUUUGAAGGAUCAACCGGCUUCAAUCUACAGAUCGGUACCAGUUUCCAUCCGUCGUACUACGAAUCUCCCUCCUACUCGUCGGAUCAUGCGGUGGAUUCGCCUCUGGGAAACUAUUUCAGCGAAAUGACUUGCAAUGAGUUUGUGAAUUAGGUGAAUUAUAUAGAGUUCUGCUAAAAGAAACGAAAUACGAUGAAUAGUAAUCGACAGAUUAAUUUAAAAAAAAAAAUUGGACAAUGUCACCAAAGCCUCGAGUAUUCAUUGAAACGCGGUGAGUCUUGAUGUUAUGAUCAAUCACCAUCAUCAUUUAAUAAGAAACCAACGAAAUUUUCUUAAUUGCUAAAAACAUUUACAGAAGACGUAUGUCUUUUUUUACUCGUACAAAUCAAUCUCCUUUAUUUGUGUACAUCGUAAUUCGAAAAUGUUUUGUUAUUUAGCAAGCCGCCAAAACUGUUGUAUAGAGAAAAAGAAAGUGAUGCCGCCAUUGAUAUAUAAUUUCCCAAUAUCUAAAUGUGUGCUCGUCUUUAUGAAAAUACUCAUCGAUAUGCUAUUUUUGUGCUACAAGCAUUAUGUCGGAGUGAAAACAGUUCGCCAAAGUCAGUAGAAGAGUUUAGUUGAUUAAUGUUACUGUAUAAAAUACUUUUUAGCAUUUUAUCGACACCAAAUGUAGAUAAACCUAUUUUUAACGAAAACGUCACAAAAGUUGGAUCCUAAAAUGGACCAACAAAAAAGCAACACAAUGUUAUUGGGGAAGGUUUUCAACAUGUAAUGUAAUACAUACAUCAUGAUGUGCGAGAAUAGUUCAAUAAGCCAAUAUCAGCCAUAGUGCGAAAUCUGUAAAUAGCAAAGUCACAAUGGUCUACCGAAGGGUAUCGAAUUGUUCGAAUAAUUGUGCCACAUGGAAUAUUCUCUGUUCAAAAUUCAUGUUCGUGCUAACAACGGUAAUGAAGCUAAUUGUAUUGUGUAAAUAACCAUUAGAGUAUAACGGAUUGCCAAGGUUUGACCCGUUCAUUUCUAAGAGUAGAGAAGAUACUUGAAACAUUUGAUUCAAUUCUAACCUCAAAACCAAACCAGCUAUUGAUUGAUCAUUUUGAUAUUGGUUAGAUUAACAAAAAAUAGUAAUGCUGUUCAGAACCAUGAUCGAACUAAUUUCAGAGUUCCAAGUUGCUCGGUACCUUUAGUUCAGCAUGAGUUUGCAAGAACUUUGUGGAAGGCAAAGUGGGGAUUUUUUUUAAACGCUCAAGCAAUCUAGCUACACCCAUCCUAGAUAUUACGAGUGCUUUUGACAAUGUGUCUUUCCAGUCUAUUCUGGAAGCGACGCGUGGUUAUCUGCAUGUAUCUCCGAGGUUGGAUAAACGCAAUGCUUAGUAACUCCAUUCUUCGCUCGUCACUAAGUCAGACAGAAAUACGAAAGUUGAGUAUUUACGGUUGUCCUCAGGGUGGCGUUCUGUCACCUUUGCUAUGGUAGCUGGUUGCCGACGGCUUGUUAAGGAAACUCAAUGAGCUUGGAUUUUUAACCUACUAAUUUGCGGACGUUUCCCAAAUACUUAAUACUGAAGAAACUUUGACUUAACGCAACAAGCAUUAAGAGCUGUCGAACAGUGAAAUUAUCAGUUAACCUAAACAAAACUUCAAUGGUUCUUUUCACGAAGACACGAAUAACAACCAAAGUUCAUCCCUUGCAGUUGAUUGACCCUGAGCUACUGUGUGCGGAUCAAGUCAAGUGCGUUGGAGUUAUAUUGGAUUCCUAACCGAACAGGUCUGCUCACAUUGAAUUCGGAGUCAAGAAAGAGUGCAUGGCCUUCUAGCAGUGCAGAAACACAUGGGGUCCCAAACCCAAAUUCCAGUCAAAUAACAUUUAUAAAAACAUGCCCGAGCAAUCGCCUACGCACCCGUCUGUUGCUUACCUAAGUUAUGCAAGGCAUUCAAAAGCAUUACCAUUGAAUUUAGAGCACUUUAGAUACGAUGUAUCCAUGCAUUUUGACAGUACACUAGGAACAUUGGAAAUCCAAUACGUCAAGUAAACUUGUACUAAAUGAACGGAGGCCAAACCGCACAGACCCAAUUGGCACACUGAUAACAAACAACAGUACCGGACCAGUGUAUAAGAAAGCACCGGUAUAUUGGGGAAAGUGUUUAUGAAAACAAUAUUAUUGAAUAAUAGUAAGUGUUGCUGUUGAAUUAUUGUGGAAUUAACAUACAUAACAAAACAACUGUGAAAUACAAAUAGAUACAAACGUGGCGCAAAUUGCAAAACAACGUGCAACGUGGAUUUUACUAUAAAUUCAAAUUCAACCAGCACGAAAAAUCGACAGUGAAUGAUCUUAUUUUAAAUACCAUAAGUGAAUGUGCCUUAAAGAGAAACACAUUGAACAGAGAGGUGAACACAUCAACCGAAGAACGACGGUGAUUAUUAUUUUUCCAAUGACUGGCUCGAGUUCAAGCGAAACAAACUUCCGUUCAGUGUAAAAAAAAUUCUUCCUUUGUUAAUUGAACCAUUAGUAAUAUAAAACAUAAAUGACAUUUCCAAUAGUAAAAUUAAAAUACACUCACACGUACACACGAGAUAUAUCGAUACCAGUCUAAAUAUACCAAAGUCUGUAUACAUUAGAAAUUUUGAAACAUUUUAAGACAUUGAUUAACUAAGGUACAGUUGAACGGUUUCUGGUAUUCAAAAAAGUUAUCUUUUAAUAGUCAUGAUUCACAAGAAGUAAAAAACUUAAAAUAAAAAUAAAACAAAGCUGUUUGAAAACAUGAGCGAUCAAAACAAAAUAUGUACAUUUGAGUAAAAAAAUAAAGACAAAACAUGAAUUUACUACCUUAAAACGAAGAACGUUUCUACGGAAUCGUCAAGUAAGACAAAGCCCACGUUUAUAUUAAAAUCGAUUUUAGAAGAAGAAUCAUGUUUGUGACUUUUUGUGAACUAACCGAAAAGGUAUAUUUUUGUAGUUGAAAAGAACGUUCGAGCAAGCGCGUUGAAAAAGAGUUAGUAUUAUAUAGGCACUACAAACAAAAACCCAACAAUUUAAAGUUAAUCAACACAUCCAACUAAUUCCAAAUCUCUGAACCAUACUAGUCGUUUAUCAGUACUCCUCUACUACUAAUACUAUCAUGUACUAAACAGACACACAAACACACCUACAGUUCGGGCGGAUGGUGGCCAAUUCUGAGCUCCGGAGUGAACUGGCGAGACUAAAAUAAGUCCCAAAACCAUCCCAACUUAACAAAUGGAAGAUAGCGAAACAAGCAAAAUAAACAAUAGCAGGUGUAAAGCGAGUAAAACACACGGGAAUGCAAGAUAUAGCGAGGAAUAAAGUAUGUAGGAAAAGAUAAACAAAAGUUCAAAACAAAUCUCUAAGAAGUCUAGUCAAAUCGUAACAUAAUAUUCAAUCAAAACUAGUCAAAUACAGAGUUAAAUAAACUUAUUGCGGAUUGAACAUUGAACACUGUGAUUUACAUGUUUUCUU